Messenger RNA from Sturnus vulgaris (Common starling), 1893 nucleotides. The record is from RefSeq and is a predicted model, not a curated record. NCBI's taxonomy places the organism in Eukaryota, Metazoa, Chordata, Aves, Passeriformes, Sturnidae.
AUGUGAUACUGGUGCCAUGUGGUAGGAUUUUGGCAGUGCACGGGUGUGAUAAUUGUGGAGUGUUGUAGCCUGACAGAAGAGUUUAGCAGUCUAAUGAUGUAGUAAUACAAUAUUCCAGACAAGAGCCAUUCUGUACAGCAGUGAUCACUUCUGGUGUGCUAUUUGCAAGGGGCUGUGCUGAUCUGACAGCAGCAUCCCACUGUAGCAGAAGGCAGCAAGUGAAGUAUUACCACCAUGCCAUAGUUUUGGAAGCACGGCUGUGAGUUAGCAAGAGGACAACACCACAGACUUACCUGGUGACAGUGCAGUCCUGCUCGUGCAGCCUCUGCUAAAUCUUCUGUGUGGCUACACAACCACCUCUGUACACGCUUAAAACAUCCUGUGCUUAAAACAUCGCUCGGCGUUUGCGUGCACACCUGCCUGCUGACACCUGCCACACCUUCCAAGAAAGUGAACAUAAAGUAAAAUACGGAGAGAGAGAGGCAGAGAGAGAAAAAGCUCCCUGAAGAGGGAAAGCCCCAGGAGCCAAUAGCUGUUUGGAUUUGCCUGGUGCUGCCUUUCUUGCUUUGCUCCCAAGGAAUACCUUUAAUGGGAUCAAUUGCUUCAGUUCCUUUAUAACCAAGUCCACCGGAAAGGCAGCUUCAACAUAUUAUGGGCAACUGUGUGAAGUCUCCUCUGAGAAACCUCUCUAAAAAGAUCCGCCAUGACGAGAAGACGAGCUAUAAAGCUGUCCAGACGAGCGAAGAGGGGUCGUCGGCUGGCGAGUACCAGGGUCCGCUCAUGGUGCUGGCCCAGAACUGCGCCGUCAUGCACAACCUGCUGGGGCCAGCAUGCAUCUUCCUGAGGAAGGGCUUCGCAGAAAACAGGCAGCCUGAUAGAGAACUGCGUCCGGAAGAAAUUGAAGAAUUAAGAGAAGCCUUUAAGGAGUUUGAUAAAGACAAGGAUGGGUUUAUUAACUGCAGGGACCUGGGGAACUGCAUGCGGACCAUGGGCUACAUGCCUACUGAGAUGGAGCUAAUAGAGCUCUCCCAGCAGAUCAACAUGAACCUGGGUGGCCAUGUGGAUUUUGAAGAUUUUGUUGAGCUGAUGGGACCAAAACUUCUAGCAGAGACCGCAGACAUGAUUGGUGUAAAAGAACUCCGUGAUGCCUUCAGAGAGUUUGACACCAAUGGUGACGGGGAGAUCAGCACCACUGAGCUGCGAGAAGCCAUGAAGAAACUUCUAGGGCAGCAGGUGGGGCACCGGGAUAUUGAAGAGAUCAUCCGGGACGUGGAUCUCAAUGGAGAUGGGCGUGUUGAUUUUGAAGAGUUUGUUCGCAUGAUGUCCCGUUGAAGAUUAUUCUCAGCUAAAGAAGAAUCAGCACCUUAGAGAGGGCAGAAGAGGACCUAGAUGGAGCAUCUAGCCCCGAUGUUCCUACAUGAAGGUUUAUCGGCUGGCUGCAAUUAGGACAUUGCAAGAUGACCUGCUGCUCCUCCCUCAUGGUGGUCCCCAUGCCCCUCCACCCUUUCACACUGUGAAAGACUUGCAACUUCCUACAACUGGAACCAUUCCUUGAAGAUGAUUGCAGGAAACUGCAGAGCCAGGACUUGCCAUGAUGCUUUCAUGGGAUAUUUGCAACUUUAGACUCCUCCUCCCCAGCUUUAUUCUCCCACCAGCUGCUGCAAAGCAAAAGCAGGAGAAAUCCUCUUGGCGUGGUGGAUGAGAGCAAAGCCAUUGGGACUGGUGGCAGCCUCAGGGCGUGCUCUGCACUUCUUGGUUUCCCUUGGUGAACCGUGUCUGUGUUUGCUGUCUCAGUGUGUGUCUAUCUGUGUGGAGUUAUUUAUGCUUCCCCAACACUUAUUUGCAUCUCCCGUGGUUAUGUUUACCAAGAGUAAAUUCAAAUAUAUGUCUUGC